AUUCUUAUGACCCCCUGAAACGGCCGAAACCUGUUUCGCCCGUUGGUCCACCGAGAAAAAUGCCUGCCUAAACCAAUGCCCCAAUAUUGAUGGUUUGGCAAAAGUUGGCACUUGGCACUCCGGGGUAGAAACCCUUCGGGCACCGGAACCCCGUUUUGUCCGACCGGAUGCUGACUGUCCCUAGUCCCGGGCAGCCAAGUCUGAGCCCGAACUUAACUUAUACAAAGUACGAGUAUACCUGGAUCUAUAAGCACGUGAACUGCACAUGAUCUAAACAAUGAUAUCCAACAUGGGUCGGGUAAUUGGAGCUCAAGCUCCUGUUUAGCCUAAUCCCUGAAUCCAUCAACAUUUAUGCUAAACGGAGAUUGAUCCCGCAGAUUGCGGGGUUCCAAACGUCAUGUCGACCCCGAGAAUAAUAACCUUCCUCUUCCACUAACUUGGAAUGUCAACCAUGUCUGUCCCUGAGCAAGCCGCAUUUACCUUCCUGCCUUUGGGCGCCAUCAUCCAGGAGUUCCGUGUCGGUGACAAGAAUAUCGUCCUAGGCUUCCCAACACAGGUCGACUAUGUCAAGCACAACACCCCGCAUUUCGGUGCCACGAUUGGCCGUGUCGCCAAUCGUAUCAAGGAUGGCCUUAUCCAGAACCUGAAUGGUCGGGAGUACCAGCUGACAAAGAACAACGGUCCCAAUGCGCUGCAUGGCGGUGAACAGGGUUGGGGAAAGCGUGUCUUUGACGGCCCCUACACCGUCAAGCGCCACGGCCAUGAUGCCCUACUGUUCAAGUAUCUUUGCCGGGAUGGUGAGGAGGGGUACCCGGGCACUGUUGAGGUGCGCGUAUGGUACACCGCCAGCAAGGAAGAUGAUGGCGCCGCCAAGACCGUGCUGACGGCAGAGUACGAGGUGGAAUUCAUUGGUGAUGAGUGUGACGAGACCGUUGUCAACCUCACCAACCACAGCUACUUCAACAUCGGUUCUGGUCCCGACAUAUCGGGCACCACCGCCCAACUCGCCACAGCCGACUACCUACCUUUGGACGACACCGGCAUCCCAUCAGGCGGAAUUGCCAAGUUCUCACGCGAUGUGACCAAGCCCUUCGAGCUGACCGCCACAGGCGCUCACAUCGACGACGUCUUCAUCAUGGAGAAGGAUGCCUCCAAGAUCCCGCUGGACACACGUGGCCUGCCACUGCGCCGCCUGGCGCAGUUCAGCAACGCAAGCACAGGCCUCCAUCUCGAGGUUCACAGCACGGAGCCAGCAUUCCAAUUCUACACUGGCAAGUAUAUCAAGGUGCCCGAGAUCAAUGGCGCCCCAGCUCAUCAUGAGGGUGCUGGUUUCUGUGUUGAGCCUAGUCGGUUCGUCAAUGCCAUCAAUGAGCCCGAGUGGCGGUCUAUGGUUCUGCUUCGGCAGGGUCAGAUCUUUGGAUGCAAGAAUGUGUACAAGUCGUGGAAGGCUUAGACCUUCUAGUGUGGAGAUUCGCGGCAAACGGCAAACGGCAAAC
This is a messenger RNA of Penicillium canescens, 1496 nucleotides long. RefSeq lists its product as uncharacterized. The coding region runs from base 443 to 1453 and encodes 336 amino acids. Lineage: Eukaryota; Fungi; Ascomycota; Eurotiomycetes; Eurotiales; Aspergillaceae. Gene Ontology annotation, biological process: beta-D-galactose catabolic process via UDP-galactose, Leloir pathway; glucose metabolic process. The transcript is spliced from 2 exons. Gene Ontology annotation, molecular function: aldose 1-epimerase activity; carbohydrate binding. The record is from RefSeq and is a predicted model, not a curated record.